AUGUCUUCCGAGACGGUUGUCCUCAAAGUAAAAAUGUCAUGCAGCGGCUGUUCAGGAGCGGUCAAUAGAGUUUUGGAAAAAAUGGAAGGUGUAGAAUCAUUUGACAUAGAUAUGAAGGAACAAAAGGUGACUGUGAAAGGAAAUGUAAAGCCACAAGAUGUUUUUGAUACUGUUUCCAAAACUGGAAAGAAAACUGAGUUCUGGGAGGAACCUGAAAACAAGUCUACAGAAACUGCAACUGAGGCUGAAUCUGAUAACAAACCUUCCGAUUCAGAAGAUGCAGCCAUUGUAACUGAGGCUGAACCUAAAAACAAAUCUACAGAAACUGCAACCAUUGGAGUUGUUGAGCCGGACAACAAGCCUUCUGAAACUGCCACUGUUGCUGCCUAA
Messenger RNA from Lathyrus sativus (Indian pea), 390 nucleotides. The record is from the annotation of a GenBank genome assembly. NCBI's taxonomy places the organism in Eukaryota, Viridiplantae, Streptophyta, Magnoliopsida, Fabales, Fabaceae.